UGAUUGCUGAGGAGACCAGCAGCAGGCUUGCAGAGCAGGAGGAGGAGCCUGAGAAGUUUCGAGAAGCCCUGGUGAAGUUCGAGGCCAGGUUCAACUUCCCUGAGGCAGAGAAACUGGUCACCUACUACUCCUGCUGUUGCUGGAAGGGCCGGGUGCCCCGCCAGGGCUGGCUGUACCUCAGCAUCAACCACCUCUGCUUCUACUCCUUCUUCCUGGGCAAGGAACUUAAACUUGUAAUCCCUUGGGUUGAUAUCCAGAAGUUAGAAAGAACAUCCAAUGUCUUUCUGACGGACACCAUCCGGAUCACCACGCAGAGUAAGGAGCGUGACUUCUCCAUGUUUCUGAACCUGGAUGAGGUCUUUAAGAUUAUGGAGCAGCUGGCAGAUGUGACACUCCGGAGGCUGCUGGAUAAUGAGGUCUUUGACUUGGACCCUGAUCUGCAGGAGCCAAGUCAGAUCACUAAAAGGGACCUUGAAGCCAGAGCACAGAAUGAGUUCUUCCGGGCUUUCUUCAGGUUGCCAAGAAAAGAGAAGCUGCAUGCGGUUGUGGGCUGCUCCCUCUGGACACCCUUUAGUCGCUGUCACACCGUGGGGCGGAUGUUCACCUCUGACAGCUACAUCUGCUUUGCCAGCAAGGAAGAUGGCUGCUGUAACGUCGUUCUUCCGCUCAGAGAGGUAGUGAGCAUUGAGAAGAUGGAGGACACAAGUCUGCUGCCUAACCCCAUCAUUGUCAGCAUCAGGAGCAAGAUGGCCUUCCAGUUCAUUGAGCUUAAGGACAGAGAGACCUUGGUGGAGAGCCUGCUGGUGAGACUGAAGCAGGUCCAUGCCAACCACCCCGUGCAUUAUGAUACCUCUACAAGUGACCAUGACAUGACCUCCCCUGUGUUUUACUCGGCAAGCGCGUGCAGCGAGCACAGGUUUGGGGGUCUUGCAGUGGAGUCUUCUCAAAGUCAGCAGGAGAGUGAGAAGGAGAGGAGCUCGCUGCCGCAGCCUGAAUCCCUGACUGCCAUCUUCCAGAGCCCUGACUCCCGCCUGUCCCAAGAACAGAUAAAAAUCAGUCUCUGGAAUGACCACUUUGUGGAAUAUGGUAGAACCGUGUGUAUGUUUCGUACAGAGAAGAUCCGGAAGCUUGUGGCCAUGGGAAUCCCUGAAUCUUUGCGUGGAAGGCUCUGGCUCCUUUUUUCUGAUGCUGUGACGGACCUUGCUUCACACCCUGGUUACUACGGGAAUCUGGUGGAGCAGUCCCUGGGGAGGUGCUGUCUGGUGACUGAAGAGAUAGAGCGGGACCUGCAUCGCUCCCUGCCGGAGCACCCUGCCUUCCAGAAUGAGACAGGAAUUGCUGCCCUGAGGAGGGUGCUGACAGCUUAUGCCUAUCGGAAUCCCAAGAUUGGAUACUGUCAGUCUAUGAACAUCCUGACCUCCGUGUUGUUGCUGUACGCCAAGGAAGAAGAAGCCUUUUGGCUGCUGGUUGCCGUGUGUGAGCGGAUGCUGCCCGAUUACUUCAACCACCGAGUGAUCGGGGCUCAAGUGGACCAGUCUGUCUUUGAGGAGCUCAUCAAGGAGCACCUCCCAGAGCUGGCAGAGCACAUGAAUGACCUCUCAGCCCUGGCAUCCAUCUCUCUCUCGUGGUUCCUGACCCUGUUUCUCAGCAUCAUGCCUCUGGAGAGCGCGGUAAAUGUUGUCGAUUGCUUCUUCUAUGAUGGGAUCAAAGCCAUCUUUCAGCUGGGGCUAGCUGUGCUUGAAGCCAAUGCCGAGGAGCUGUGCAGCAGCAAGGAUGAUGGCCAGGCCUUGAUGAUCCUCAGCAGAUUUUUAGAUCACAUUAAGAAUGAAGACAGCCCACGGCCCCCCAUUGGCAGCCACCAUGCCUUUUUCUCUGAUGACCAGGAGCCCUACCCUGUGACUGACAUUGCCGAUCUGAUCCGGGACUCCUAUGAGAAAUUUGGAGACCAGUCUGUGGAGCAGAUUGAGCACCUGCGCUGCAAGCACAGGAUCAGGGUGCUCCAAGGCCACGAGGACACCACUAAGCAGAAUGUGCUCCGUGUUGUUAUCCCUGAAGUCUCUAUUCUUCCUGAAGACCUGGAGGAACUCUACAACUUAUUCAAGAGAGAACACAUGAUGAGCUGUUACUGGGAGCAGCCCAGGCCAGUGGCCUCACGCCAUGACCCCAGCAGGCCCUAUGCAGAGCAGUACCGCGUAGAUGGCCGGCAGUUUGCGCACCUAUUCCAGCUUGUGUCGCCGUGGACCUGUGGGUCCCAUACAGAGAUCCUGGCUGAGAGGACUUUCAGGCUUCUGGAUGAUAACAUGGACCAGCUGCUGGAAUUCAAGGCAUUCGUGACCUGCCUAGAUAUUAUGUACAAUGGAGAAAUGAAUGAGAAAAUUAAACUGCUGUACAGGCUUCAUAUCCCUCCAGCACUCACUGAAAAUGACCGAGACAGCCAGUCACCUUUGAAGAACCCUCUGUUGUCCACGUCAAGACCCCUGGUUUUGGGAAAGCCCAAUGGUGAUUCAAUCGACUAUCAGAAACAACUGAAGCAGAUGAUUAAGGAUUUAGCCAAAGAAAAGGAUAAAACUGAAAAAGAGUUACCCAAAAUGAGCCAGAGAGAGUUUAUCCAGUUCUGCAAAACUUUGUACAGUAUGUUCCAUGAAGACCCAGAAGAAAAUGAUUUGUAUCAAGCCAUCGCCACUGUAACCACCCUGCUGCUGCAGAUUGGAGAAGUGGGCCAGCGGAGCAGCAGCUCAGGAAGCUGCUCCCAGGAGUAUGUGGAAGAGCUGCAGGCUUCGGCUCCUUCUCCUGAGGACUCUGUUUUUGCAGAGACUGGAAAGCUCCCCCAGGACUCACAGGCAUUUCCUGAGGCCACAGAAGGGGACUGGACUGUCUCUCUUGAACAUAUUUUAGCAUCACUUCUUACUGAACAGUCACUAGUAAACUUUUUUGAAAAGCCACUAGACAUUAAACCCAAACUUGAAAAUGCUAAGAUCAAUCAGUACAGUCUCAAAACCUUUGAAACAAGCCACCAAUCACAGCCUGAACUCAAGCUUAGUAACCUAUAGCAAGAUUGUGGUUUGCUGUGGAGCACACGGGAGUCUGCCAUACCAAAGCACGGACUGGACUGUUUCUUGGGUUUUAGACCAUAAGCCCAAUUUCAGUCUAGGCCAUUUUGAAUACACCUUAGAAACCAGGUUAAUCUGGAGAAGCAGCCUGGCAAAACUGGCUGGGUAGAGGAGCUAAUACAAUAAGUGUUUCCAUUUACUCUUUAAUCAGUUGGACACCAUCAGUUCCCUUGACACUGACUCAGUUUCACUUCUAUGAUUUGCUGAAGUGGGUUUCCACUGUGAUGCUAGUACAGUUCUUUGAUGGACCAGUCAGAUGUCAGUAUCAAACAAGGGAUAAGAAAAGCCCCAUGCUAUUUUCACUUUGAAAAUGGGAGGUCAAGAAUCAAGUUCACUUUCAAGAUAGCAGAGGCACUGCCUGUGCAAUUGUUAUUUGGCUUUUUUGUUUUGCACUAAUUUUGUUUCAAUGCUGGUAAUUGAAACCAUUUUAAUAUAUUUGGUUGUGUUCACUUUAUAUGCCCUUCCAAAAAUGUGUACAAACCAUGCUUUCAAUGUUGGCCUGAGUUUUUAAACAAGAAACCUUUUUUUUGUAUUGACUCAGUCCUUUUUCUUUCACCUUAUGCGGACUUAGGUAGAAAGUCCUCUGUCUACCUAUGUUUUCAGCACACUGCAACACACUAUAGAUAGCACUUGAUCCAACCUUGGCUUCUAGGGACCUUCUGAUGGCAGUGGUGUACAAGCUAACAAAAUUUAAGCCCUGCACAAUUUUGCUUUAAGGUUUUAAGUUAACAUGUCUAUUACCAUAACCUCAUGUAAUCGGGACUAAAAAGAGCUCACAGGGCCAUUAUGGACAGGCAGAGUGUAAAGCCAUACUGCCAGUUUUUUUCAUUAAACCUAAAAUCCUGAUUUUUUUAAAUGUCAAAGUGGCCAAGGGUAGCUGAAUGAACCCUACACACUGGUUUCUGCAAAAAUAUUUUAAUGCACCUCAACUUCCCAACUACCUAGAG
Messenger RNA from Castor canadensis (American beaver), 4057 nucleotides. Lineage: Eukaryota; Metazoa; Chordata; Mammalia; Rodentia; Castoridae. The record is from RefSeq and is a predicted model, not a curated record.